AUUCCUGAUUAAUUAUUAAAAUUCCCAAUAUAUCAUUUGAGCUAACGUUAACGUACUACCCAGUGCGGCUACAACUACUAAUGACUAAACAAAAAAAGACGUUUCAGUUUGUUUGUUUUUUUUGGUAAUGGUAGUGCACUGCCUUCCAACACAGUGUUUAAACGUGUGUAACAGGGAGGUGGGUGGAGGAUAAAGCUCACUGCCAUUUCUCUGAAAGUUCAGAAUUCCCUGCAGCCCUGCAACUGUACUCAUUUAAUCUUCAGAUGCUGUUCUGAGUUUCAUUGUCAGAUAUGAAACUCCGCUCCUGGCCGGGCCCUUUCGGUUUGGCCCUUCUGGCAUUCCUGUGUAAUUGUGCCACAGCUGUAGAGAGACACUAUUACAUAGCAGCUGUUAAUAUUAACUGGGACUACACAUCUGCUGGACAGCAAAGGACUGGACCCUCAUAUAAAAAAGUAGUAUACAGGGAGUACAAUGAGGGAUUCACACAGGCUAAAUCACAUCCCUUGUCCUCCGGGUUACUUGGGCCAACAUUGCGAGGACAAGAGGGCGACACAAUCAUUGUCAAGUUCAAGAACAUGGCAGAUCAUCCCUGUAGCAUUCACCCACAUGGUAUUGCUUACGGGAAGCAGUCAGAGGGAUCAUUAUACUUUGACAACACGUCACUCUUUGAGAAAGAAGAUGAUGUCAUUUUACCCGGUCAAGAGCACACAUACCAGUGGAAGGUGACGUCUGAGGUGACCCCUACAGCUGCGGACCCCCCAUGCAUCACUUACACAUACCUUUCCCACUUUGACAUCGUUAAGGACUACAAUACAGGGUUAAUAGGCACAAUGCUGAUCUGCAAGAAAGGCACCCUAGACAGCUCUGGAAAUCAGAUUAAUUUCCAUCAGGAGGCUGUGCUGUUGUUUGGAGUGUUUAAUGAGAACAAGAGCUGGUACAGCACUGGGGGCCCUGAAGAGGCACACAAUGUGAAAUACACUAUAAAUGGCUACACAAAUGGCUCUGUACCAGAUCUGGACAUCUGUGUCCAUUCCAAAGUCAGCUGGCACCUGCUGGGAAUGAGUUCUGAGACAGAUCUCUUCUCUGUACACUUCAAUGGGCAAGUUCUUCUGCAUGAUGGGCACAAAACCUCAUCUGUUGGCAUCAUUAGUGGAUCUGCCACUAGUGCCAGUAUGACUGGUGUCCACCCAGGCCGAUGGCUCAUUUCCUCUCACAUUAGCAGGCACUUGGAAGCUGGUUUGCAUGGAUAUCUAAAUAUCAAAAUGUGUGAUGAGUACACAGCACCAAAAAGAUGGCUUACCAUCCAACAGAAACAAAAAAGCCAAGAGUGUACUUACUAUAUAGCAGCAGAAGAGAUAAUCUGGGAUUAUGCUCCAAAUAUGCCUGAAAAUAUGGAUGGGGAUUUCAGAUCAAAAUAUUUAAAGCAGGGGCCUCGGCGAAUAGGCAAAAAAUACAAAAAAGCAGUAUUUACUCAGUAUAAAGAUGGCACAUUUAAAGAGAGAGCGGAAGACAAGGAGAUAAAGAAAGAGCUUGGGAUUCUCGGGCCAGUGAUAACCGCUCAAAUUGGAAAUGUCAUAAAGAUUGUCUUUAAAAACAAAGCAUCACGUCCGUAUAGUAUUUAUCCUCAUGGAUUGACCAUUGAUAAAGCAGCAGAAGGAGCCAGUUAUCCUGCGGGAGGGAACCAGACACACGGCAUUCAACCAGGAGAGAUUUACACAUAUACAUGGAGUGUGUCUGAGGAAGACAUACCAACAGACAGUGACCCCAGAUGUCUGACCAGGAUGUACCACAGUGCAGUGGACACUCCUCGAGACAUUGCUUCUGGUCUUGUGGGUCCUCUUCUUAUCUGUAAAAGCCAGUCCCUGAACAAAACCAAUGUCCAGCUGAGAGUAGACAAAGAACAGCAUGUCAUGUUUACCGUUUUUGAUGAGAACAAGAGCUGGUACCAUGAUGAGAACAUUAACACAUACUGCAGUGACCCCAAAAGAGUUCAAAGAGACGAUCCAGAGUUUUACAAAUCAAACGUUAUGCACACAAUCAAUGGAUAUGUGUAUGAAAGUGGCCAAGAAUUGGGAUUUUGUAAUGGUGAAACUGUAGCCUGGUAUGUAUCAAGUGUUGGCGAACAAGAUUACAUCCAGACUGCCACUUUUUAUGGCCAUACAUUUGAGUUAAAAAACAGAGAAGAGGAUAUACUCAGUCUAUUUCCCAUGACUGGUGAAACUAUCACUAUGAACAUGCUUAAUAUAGGUAUUUGGCUUUUAGCAUCUCUCAACUCUCACGGUUCCACUAAAGGGAUGAGAGUCAAAUUCAAGGACCUUGAAUGCUUCAGAGAUUACGUAAAGGAAUAUGAUUAUGAACCAGAAAAAAAUAUAUUCGAUGGACCUGUGUCCAUCAGUGAAAUUAAAAAAGACGACCCAAAACCAACCAACCCUACAUUUGGAUCUUCAAAUAAAGUCCUGAAUGAAAGCACAGAAGAGGCAUUGCUAGACAUGACAAGCAUUUUUGAUUCCAAACCACAGGUCAUGUCAACUACUACUAAUGCUCCAAUAACUGAAACAUACAUCACCCACACAAUGAAUAAAACACACAUUUUCCCCACAAAUAUCAGUAUCACUUCAUCUGAUGCUCCAGUUGGUGAAAGAAACAUAAUGACAACAUUAUAUGUUCCAAAACAAGAGCAGGGUAAAGAUUUUGAUGAAGCAGAAGAACAUGAAUAUGUAGAGCACAAACACCCUUAUAGCAAACAAGCAAACACUCAAAGCCCAGUGCUUGAUAUAUCAUCCCAGCAUUUCUUGAAAACUGCUGGAGAAAAGGAUAGCAGAACUUAUUUCAUCUCAGUUGAAGAGGAAGAAUGGGAUUAUGCUGGUUAUGGGCAGAGGAGGCUUGAUAGAUCAUCUCAAAACGAGAGGCCUACAGCUUUCAAAAAAGCAGUGUUCAGAAAGUACCUGGAUAGCACCUUUACUGUCCGAGACAUCAGAGGCGAAAUGGAAGAACACCUGGGAAUUCUGGGUCCGGUCAUUAAAGCUGAAGUUGAUCAGACUGUUAUGGUAUUUUUCAGGAACCAUGCCAGCCUCCCGUACUCUUUGCAUGCAAAUGGAGUAAAGUAUUUAAAGCAAAUGGAAGGCCUGAGUUAUGAUGAUCAGUCACCGUACUGGUACAAACAGGACGAUGCAGUACUACCCAACAGCACCUUUAUUUACACGUGGACUAUAAAUUCGAAAUCUGGACCUCAAAAUAAUGAAUCUGACUGUCGAACAUGGACCUACUACUCUGCAGUGAAUCCUGAGAGAGAUAUAAACUCUGGGCUGAUUGGACCACUUCUGGUGUGCAGGAAGGGUACACUGGAUAAAAAGCCUCUGGACAGAAGAGAGUUCAUCCUGCUUUUUAUGACGUUUGAUGAGAAUAAGAGCUGGUAUUAUGAGGAGAAUCGGGAGAGGAUUGAAAGGAAAAACAAAAGAGCAGUCAUGAAUCCAAAUUUUCUAAAUAAUUUAAAGUUUGACGCUAUCAAUGGUAUUAUCUACAGUCUCAAAGGACUACGAAUGUACACAAAUCAGCUAGCGAAGUGGCAUCUGAUCAACAUGGGCUCUCCUAAAGACCUCCACAGUGUCCAUUUCCAUGGUCAAACAUUCAUAAAUAAGGUGUUAAAGGACCACCGUCAGGGUAUUCACCCACUUUUACCAGGUGGAUUUGCCACACUGGAAAUGUUGCCUUCAAAGCCUGGUCUCUGGCAGCUGGAGUCUGAGGUUGGACUCUCACAGCAGAGGGGAAUGCAGACGUUAUUCCUUGUGUUAAAUAACGUAUGUGAUCAUCCUCUUGGUCUCAUCUCUGGAACUGUGAAAGAUGAACGCAUUACAGCAUCUGACUCUAGAGGACAAUGGUAUCCUCAUUUGGCCAGACUACAUAAUACAGGGAAAUACAAUGCAUGGAGUACAGAAAAGACAGGACAGCACAUUCAGGUGGACUUCCAGAGGCCGGUAGCGAUUAGUAAAGUUGCCACACAGGGAGCUAAGCAAUUCUUAAAACAUAAUUUUGUGCUGAACUACACCAUUUCCUACAGCAUUGACAAAAAGAAGUGGACCUUCUACAAGGGAGACAGUGCUACUGUCAAAAAGACUUUUGAAGGAAACAGCGACGCUUUUGGCACAAAGGAGAAUAUAUUUUUUCCACCUUUUAUUGGUCGAUAUGUGAGGCUGCAUCCUUUACAGUCUUACAACGACCCAGCUGUCCGUUUGGAGUACUAUGGUUGUGAGCUUGACGGUUGCUCUUUGCCAUUGGGAAUGGAAAGUGGCCUCAUUAAAGAUACUCAAAUCACUGCCAGUUCUGUGGCCUCCAGUUUGUACCAGUGGCAUCCUUGGUAUGCACGCUUAAACAAAAAUGGGACCGUCAAUGCAUGGCAAGCCAAGAACAAUGAUACUCAGCCAUGGAUCCAGGUGGAUCUCAAGGAUAAAAAGAAGAUAACUGGGAUUAUAACACAGGGGGGCAAAUCAUUAGGCAAUGAGAUGUUUGUGUCAGCAUAUACUCUGGAGUACAGUGAAGAUGGCAAGAGAUGGACAAAUUACACAAAUGAUGAUGAUUAUGAUCAAAAGACUUUUCAAGGCAACACAGAUAGCAAUGGCCAAGUAAAGAACUACAUCUACCAGCCAAUAUUUUCCAGAUUCAUCCGAAUUAUUCCAAAACAAUGGCAGAAGUCCAUCACUAUGAGAAUUGAGCUGCUUGGUUGUGAUUUGGAAUAAACACUGUGCUUUCACUGA
This is a messenger RNA of Cyprinus carpio (common carp), 4751 nucleotides long. RefSeq names its product coagulation factor V-like. Gene Ontology annotation, molecular function: copper ion binding. The record is from RefSeq and is a predicted model, not a curated record. Lineage: Eukaryota; Metazoa; Chordata; Actinopteri; Cypriniformes; Cyprinidae.